AUUGAAACUAUAAAUAAACGUAUUUAGAUAAGGCAUGUUCAUACUCAUAGAUUGAAAAUCAAUAAAUAUGGAAUCCUUUUUAGCAAAAUGACAUAAAGUUUUAAAAAAGUAGAACAAAAAUGCUCCCUGAGUUUUGUGUCCGUUUGCUGCCGCCAGAGUGCCUCACCGGAGCCUGACGCCAUGGUCGCCGGAGUCAUCGCCACGCCGGACGUUGCCGUCGCCGGAAUUAUCGUCGCCGGACCUAGGGUCGGAACCCUAGGCCGGUUCUUCUCUCCCCUGCUCCGAUCUGUUUUCUCUCGUCUCUAUCCGUCUCCGUAUAUGCCCCCUUUUUCCUGAUCUGUUCCCAUCUCUAUUAAUAGGGACAAGAGUUGUGUUUGGUUAUCUCUCCAAGUGUUCGAGUCCAACAGAGACUCGAUCUCUGCUCUGUUUCUUCUGAAUCUGCUUCUUGGUCAAUGGUCAUAAUGGAAGGGUAUGAUGAGAGCCUUUCUCAAAUCUCUUGGAGGUGGUGUUUGGAGAAGUGUGGAAACUGGAUGGUCUGAACCUCGCAAAUAUUCUGAGUACUUGACUACAUCAAAAAUCAAACCAUUUGAAGAGUAUAGCAGAACAGAAGCCAUUGCUGCUGAGUAUAAUGACAAAGCUUUAAAUGCAAUCUUCGGAGGAGUGGACUCUACCCAGUACAAGCUCAUCUCUAACUGUAACAAUGCCAAGGAAGCUUGGGAUGUUUUUGAGAUCACGCAUGAAGGAGAUGAGGAAGUAAAGACUGCCAAAUAUCAAAUUCUUAUGACUCAAUAUGAAAAUCUGUCCCGGCCCAUCCCAGAAAACAAGUUGGUAGUCAAGGUGCUGAGAUCACUUCCUAAAGAAUAUGAAAUGGACGUCAAAGCAUUCAGACGUUCUCACAAGAUUAAGACCAUGACUCUCGAUGCACUUAUGGGAAUACUGGAAUCAAUUGAACUCAACAUGGCAGAGGACAGUAAACAGCGUAAACCUGAUAGGCAGAUUGCAUUUCCCAGUACUGAGGUUGAAGAUGACCGUGAACGUGAUUUGUCACUAGAUGAAGAUUUCCAAGGCGACAUUCUUUACGAGGGCAAAGAAUGUCGCCUUUAAACACCUCUACAAGGAUAUAGAGGAGAAAGGCGGUGUUAAUCAACUGUUCCGGCUUGCUAAGAUGCGUGAGAGGAAGGCCCGAGAUCUGGACCAUGUGAGAUGCGUGAAGGGCAGCGAUGGUAGAGUGUUAGUUGAGACUACCAAGGUGGCUAAGCGCUGGGGGGAGUACUUUUGUGAACUAUUAAAUGCGGGAGGAGACU
Cuscuta campestris is the source of this 1304-nucleotide messenger RNA. NCBI's taxonomy places the organism in Eukaryota, Viridiplantae, Streptophyta, Magnoliopsida, Solanales, Convolvulaceae. The record is from the annotation of a GenBank genome assembly.